Messenger RNA from Nicrophorus vespilloides, 5629 nucleotides. RefSeq lists its product as uncharacterized. Lineage: Eukaryota; Metazoa; Arthropoda; Insecta; Coleoptera; Silphidae. The record is from RefSeq and is a predicted model, not a curated record. Gene Ontology annotation, cellular component: nucleus; chromosome. The coding region runs from base 345 to 5438 and encodes 1697 amino acids. Gene Ontology annotation, biological process: regulation of transcription by RNA polymerase II. Gene Ontology annotation, molecular function: chromatin insulator sequence binding. The transcript is spliced from 6 exons.
GCUGCUGCUAGACGACGAUGGCGGUGAUGUUGAUGAUAAUAGGGAGAAGAUAGAGACAGCAGACGACCGAGUCGUAUUGGAUGUACGCCAGCGUGAGCGCGAGCGCCAAAGUCCCGGCGUCGACGUCGUCGUCGUCGCUCUCUCUGUGUGUGCUGGCUGGCUGAUUGGUCUGAACUUCCGUUCCGUCCGUAGUUCUUCUUGUCGUUUGCUUGCUUGCUUUGCCUGCCUAACUGCUUGCUUGGCUGUCUGCCUCUGCCUGCCGCCUGCCUGCUUGCCUUCUCCAGAUCGAUUUUCUCCUGGCCCUGGUUACAUUUAUACCUCAAUGCCCAGGUCUACGGGCUAGCAUGUCCGUGCCGUCGAUGGUACAUCGAUCUGGAGAUACCCUAGUUGUGCGCAGCGUCGUUAGUGGUGACGCACUGUACGGCUCCGGUGACGACGUAGACAACAGUGAUUCCUGUCCACCCGAGGACAAUAACAAAUCAUCACUAUCACCGCCCUCGGCUAACGUCUCCGACAAAGAUUUGCCCGAGUGCAAGGUCAAACGAAACUACAGCUGCGGCCACUGCGAGUUCUUCACCCAGAACCCCCGGAGCUAUCUCUACCACCUGCGGGACAUCCACAGCGAGAAAAUCCGAAUUUACGCAUGCCCCAAAUGCGUAUAUGCUUCUAAACACUUCCAGAAGCUCCUGAGACACACAAAAAUGGUACAUGGUGGCUCCGCUGCCGAUUCGGAAACGUUCCGAAAGAAGCGACCACCGCCGCAACCAGUUUGCGAGGGUAAUGAUGAGUCGAACGAGAGCCAUACGUCGACCGAAGAAUCUCAGCAUAUCCCCGACGAAGAUGUCACCCACGAAACGAAGCUCGGUUUAAAAUGCACCGUUUGCUCGUUCGUAGCCAAAACUCACGUGCAGCUGAACAAGCACGAGAAAGAGGAACACAUCAAAACUCGAUUCUUCCGGUGCUCCAAGUGUACCUACGUUACCCACAUGAAGGCCAGAUAUACAAAACAUGUGAAGUACCACUCGAUGCCGAUGAUUAAGUGUGAUAUGUGCGACUUCCGCACACCCUACAAGUGGAAUCUCGACAGGCAUUGCAAGAAUCACAACGGGAAGGGUGCCUUCCGAUGUUCCGCUUGUAACUUUACCGCCGACAUCAAACAGAGCCUUACCGUACAUGAGAUGAAUCAUCACGUGCCGCCCGUGGGCCACGUGGCUGUGCUUGGGGGCGGAAGGCGGCGCAACAAAGUUGGUGCCAGCGACACCACAGCCGCUGAGGAAGCAGCAGCGGCGGCCGUAACCACCGCUCUCCAGGUGCAGCUCGAGCCAGAACAGUGCGAGGCGCAGCCAAGUGGCGAACGGAAAACGGUGCACAACAAGCUAAAAAUACCGGCGAAGAAACUUAAGAGCGGCCAGGAAAAUAUAGAAGGAGAUUUCGUUCAUCCGGACGACAUAAUCCAGCACGCGAAUGGAAAUGUUUACAUCAAAUCCAAGUGCAAACGGUGUAACUACAAGACAGCUUGGGAUAUUGAGAUGGCCCGCCACGAAGAACGCGUCCACGGGCAGUCACUGAACCCCAUUCCGCUACCUACACUGAAGAGAAAACCAGCCCGUCCGGUGCCCAACUUGAUCCCUAUCAAACAACCCAAAACAGAAAUCAUGUCCCAGAAGGAUAUGAACGAAAUAUGUGCUCGCUCACGGAAUAGCGCGCUCAAAGAUUUCGCUAAGCUCUUCAACAGUGAAGAUAUGCUGAAGCAGUUUACCAAAGUGCCUGAAGAAUCAUCACUCCCAAAGCAACACAAAAUACCUCACAAAAAACAGUCUAGUUUUUUUGACAGCCUCAAAGAGAAACUACCUGGCGAAGCGGAAGACCUAAAGUGUCGCUUAUGUGGCUACGAAAGUAAAUGCCUUACUGAAUACAGUAGCCACCAGAAAACCUGCGGAAAAGAAUCGCCGGCAACGAUGGGCAUUACCUCAAUGCACAAACUUACGUCCACCAGAUGUCAAUAUUGCAGACAACGCUGCAAGUCUUCGAUGUACCUCAUGAUGCAUCUAAAAAGUUGCCCCCAAGCCAUUAAAUACUUCUCUUCGGUUAAGGCAGAAGAGGAGGAAGAGGACGAGGAGGAGGAAGAAAUCGCGGACGAUGAUGAAGUUAACAAUUUGGGAAUUGUGACUGAAGAAGAGAACAGUAGGAGCAGUGAUAAAGAACCGCAUCCAAUGGAAAAUAGAGUUUUCGUAUGGAAUACAAAUAUGGUAUAUCAACCGAUGGAUGCGGAAAUGGAAGAUACCAACAAUUAUGAGUCCGUCGAUGAGAAGCAAGAGGAUUACAUAGAUUUAUCGACACGCACGCAAUCACCGAGCAGCGAAUGCAGUGUCGUCGAAAUGCUACAAAGCACCACUCCAAUUCCACCUCCGAUAACUACCACACCAACCCCUAUGCCAACGCCCACCCCAACUACCGACAAAAUUCCUACCCACGGUAACGACAUAUCCGUGGCACAACAUAAGCGCGUGUUCAAAUGUCCGCAUUGCACGUUUUGGGCAUCCACAGCAUCGCGGUUCCACGUACACAUCGUCGGUCAUUUGAACAAGAAGCCUUUCGAAUGUUCUCUCUGUUCUUAUCGCUCAAACUGGCGAUGGGACAUCACCAAACACAUCAAACUAAAAUCUGUAAGGGAUCCGGCUCACGAGAGCGCAAAAGUAUUGAUGACCGACGAAACUGGACGACGCAAUUACACAAAAUACAACAAAUACCUAACCGAAAUCCAUGUAAAUGGUGGCCAGGAUAAUCAAGAGACCAGUGGUGGUAUGGGUACCAGGCCUAGACAACAGCAGCAGCAAGAUUUGCCCAAAGUUGGAAGAGCUCCGAGCACGCAUGAUUUUAGUUCCUUACUGGUCAGCAAUAAAGGUUUGCGACCUCCGCCGCCUCUCAAACCAGCAGACGAAUUCUUUCAAAAGUUUUCUUCUGAAAAGAAGCAGCGCAUUAGUGGAAACGGCAACGAUGGCAAGAAGACGUUGUGGCAAUGCAAGAAAUGCAAUUUCCGGGAUCCUUGCAAGGACAAGCUACUGGCACACGUUCGAAGCCAUUAUACACAAACAACAACGAGCUCUUCAAGUCCGUCCUCCGGUGCGGGUAGUCCAUAUGCAUCUGGAGGUAGCGGAGGUGUGUUAGCCGGCAUCGGGAGCUUAAGAUAUUCAGGUGGUCCCAUGACUAUCGGAGACUUCGAUACUGAGGCAAGUGUCGGAGGUGGUGGAACCACGCGGGGGCAAGCGCCCUUCCGUUGUGGCCACUGCCACCAGGUUUCUAACUGGAAGCAUGUCAUACAGCGCCACUGUCGUUUGAAGCACAGCGGCGACAUCAAGGUAAUAGUUGGUUCUAAACAACACCAACAUUCAGAUAAGGUGUUCGAGAGCACGACAGAUACGUCUUUCGAGGAACCCGAAGAUGUUCAACAAAUAGGUUCUAAUAAGUGCCCUCAUUGUCCGUUUUCUAACGAAGAUCCUGACGAAUUUCACAUUCAUAUGGAAGGGCACAGCAGUAACCGGAAUACGCCCUGGCGUUGUCUAUACUGCAAUUAUGCAGUUAACCAGAAAGAAGAUCUAUUUCAGCAUCUUAAGCUACACGGUAUUACAAGUCCCAGUGAAUUCUUGCACAAGAUUGAAAAACAACAGCAACCCCCGGCAGAAUCGGAGCCAACGAAACGCUACAAGUGCAUUAUAUGCCCUUACGUAACUAACAGCAAAUCUCAAUUCACUUACCACAAACAAUUCCAUAAACCUAAUGGCCAAUACACUUGUACUGAAUGCAGCUACAACGUUAGCAAGAGGCAUUUGUUGCACCAGCAUAUGAAAGUUCACGGCAUAAACAUUUCGCCGCAGAAGCAAAACGGAGAAACCAUUGAACUGGAAGAAAUAUCUGAUGAAAUCGAGGAGAUUCAUCCCAACCACUAUGAAUGGCAAAAUUUACCAGAAAUUCCUCUUGUCUGGGUAUCCAAGAGCAACAAAUUUUCUAAGAUGUAUAAGUGUCGAUAUUGUCCUCAUGUUAAUUUAAGGAAGGUCAACAUCCAGGAGCACGAAAAAAUGCACGGAUUGCGAGAGAAGAAUCCUUCUAAAGGAAAUGAAACUGAGCAUAAGUGCGUAGAGUGCAAUUACGUUUGUAAUAAUGCCGGAGUUCUAUCGUCGCACAGUAAAGUUCACCAAGGGUACUAUGGUAUGGUUCACGGAAUAGUAGAUAAUACUAGAAGCGAUGAUGAACAAAUCAAAGAGAUGGAACACGGAAAUAUUAUUAACGAUGAAAACGAGAGCGAAUCCAUGAUGCAGCAGCAGGAGGAGCAUUUGUAUUUUUGUUCAAAAUGUCCAGCGCGAUUUUUGAAAGAAAACGAAUACGAAAUUCAUGUUGGCUUUCAUGGUGCUCGAUUGGCCCAUCGCUGUGAAUCCUGCACAUACACAGCACGCCAAAAACCGCAUCUACUGGCACAUGCCAAAGUACAUACUAAUGAAUACCAAGAGCGUACCAAUACUUUAUUGGCGACUUAUAGUGUUCAUCCAGAUACACCGAAGCCAGAACUAAUGAUUUCGCCGCAAACAGAUGUAUGGAUAAUCGCAAAUCUGGAUGAAUCUGUUUCAGACGUUGAAAUGGAUAUAGAAUAUUCAUAUAGCAAGAGUAGACAUGUCCCUCUGUCUGGAACCGAGCUGUUCCAACAAAAAUCCGAGGCAGAAGCAAAUGAAAAACUCCAGCCGGAAACUAGUCAACAAGCAAGGAACGGCAAUCCCCAGUUCAAUUACCCGUCGUACCUGAAGAAUGGUAAACUGAAAGAAAAGCGCUAUAAAUGUCCGAAGUGUCCUUCCGUCUUUGAGAAGCGUGAACAGUUAAAUGUCCAUCAGAAACUGCACGGCUCGGAUUCGCAGUAUAAGUGCACUAUAUGCGAUUAUUCCGUUAAAUAUUAUGCUAACUUUCAACAGCACCAGAAAAACCAUAAUCAGGAAUUGGUUAACCAUGAAAACGAAGAGGAGUCUAAAGCCUCAAAUCACAUGGAUGACAAGAAGCAGAUGCUGUCGUGUUCAAUGUGCCCGUUUAGCUGUCAGCAGAAGGAUGAAUUGGACGAUCACCAGAAGGGACACAUCGCAAUAUCUGGCAUAUCAAGCUUAUUUACCUGCGAGCACUGUGAUUAUUCUGUAGAGCAUAUACAAUCAUUGAAGGAUCACAGAAAGGUGCAUUUCAUGCAAAACAAAACGAUCGGUCCGGAAGCAUUCAUGGUUUGCGAUCAAUUAAAGCUAACCGCCAAAACAUCCGACGAUGAUGACGAAGAUGAUGUGAUCUACGAAGGCGGAGACAACGACGGGACGAUCAGUUUGAACUUAAACAAUAAUGAGGGUGAAAAGGUGUUUGUGAAUACACUAACCGGUGAUAUGGUCAAUGUGAAGACCGAGUUUGACAGUUAACUUACAGUACAAGUCAGCAGGUUUUCAUUUUUUUUUUAAGAGAAAAGUUUACAGUAAUAUUAUUUAAUUCCAAUAUAAUUACCAAUUUUUAUUAAUGGACUAAAAAUACAAAGUAUUUGAGUAAAAUGAAAAUAGUCAAAAUAUCUAGUGAUACUAAAAUUAGUGAUUUAUUAAAAUAUCAAAUAUAUUUU